Drosophila busckii is the source of this 460-nucleotide messenger RNA. RefSeq names its product V-type proton ATPase subunit e 2 (gene VhaM9.7-a). Gene Ontology annotation, cellular component: proton-transporting V-type ATPase, V0 domain; plasma membrane proton-transporting V-type ATPase complex. The transcript has a single exon. Gene Ontology annotation, molecular function: proton-transporting ATPase activity, rotational mechanism. The record is from RefSeq and is a predicted model, not a curated record. Gene Ontology annotation, biological process: proton transmembrane transport. NCBI's taxonomy places the organism in Eukaryota, Metazoa, Arthropoda, Insecta, Diptera, Drosophilidae. The coding region runs from base 102 to 359 and encodes 85 amino acids.
AUUGAUUUUCGCUCUCAGCAUAACAUAUUCAGUUGAAAGCAAUUCGAAAAAUUUUCUUUUAAAUCGACGUAACGUGUUGUUAAAUUUUGAGCAGUAUUAAAAUGGGUGCGGCGUUCUUUCCUGUGCUAUUUUUCACGGCCGUGUGGGGUUCUGUGGGCAUAGGACUGCCCAUUAUGACUCCAAAAGGACCUCAUCAAAACCUGAUUAGGUGUAUCUUAAUGUUGACUGCCGCCUGCUGCUGGCUCUUUUGGCUGUGCUGUUACAUGGCUCAGAUGAAUCCUUUAAUUGGUCCGAAGUUGAAGCGUCAUGUCAUCGCCGAGAUUGCCAGAUCUUGGAGCAACAAGCUAGUGGAGGGCUAAGGCGACGUCUUCCAAUAAUCAUAUAGCUAUAUUUUUCAUUUGAUGUUAUCUCAAAUAUGUGUAUAAUGUAUAAAUCAAUAAAUAAUAUAACCCAUGUUCAU